AUGUCAACAACUAAUCAUAAAAGAAAUUUAUCCACAGAAAAUUUGAAUGGUUCAAAUAAAAGAGUUAACCUUGAAGGUCAACAGAAUCAAGAUAUUUCCAUAGAUCAAGAUAUUUCAAUAGGUUCACCAGACUCCACAUCAAAUGAUAUAGAAUCAAUCCCAGUGAUAUCGGAGGCUCUUACAAAUGGUAAAUGGCAUGAUACUAUAAAUAAAGUUGUUAAAAGUGUUGUUUCUAUUCAUUUUGCUCAAACUGCUAGUUUUGAUUGUGAUCCUGCUAUUGUUAGUGAAGCUACAGGUUUUGUUGUUGAUUCAGAAAGAGGUAUUAUUUUAACAAAUAGACAUGUUGUUGGUGCUGGUCCUUUUUGGGGUUAUGCAAUCUUUGAUAAUCAUGAAGAAGCUGUUGUGAAACCAAUUUAUAGAGAUCCAGUUCAUGAUUUUGGGUUUUUAAAAUUUGAUCCAAAAAAUAUCAAAUAUAUGGAAGUUCAAUCUUUAGAAUUAAAACCUGAUUUAGCAAAAGUUGGUACAGAAAUUAGAGUUGUGGGUAAUGACGCUGGUGAAAAAUUAUCAAUUUUAGCUGGGUUUAUCAGUAGAAUUGAUCGUAAUACCCCAGAAUACGGUGGGUUAACUUAUAAUGAUUUCAACACAGAAUAUAUACAAGCAGCUGCCAGUGCAUCUGGUGGUUCAAGUGGUUCUCCAGUUGUGAAUGUUGAUGGGUAUGCUGUCGCCUUACAAGCCGGUGGUUCAACUGAAGCUUCAACUGAUUUUUUCUUACCAGUAUAUCGUGUAUUAAGAGCUUUAAAAUGUAUUCAAGAAAGUUUACCUGUAACUAGAGGUACUAUUCAAACACAAUGGAUGUUAAGACCAUUUGAAGAAUGUCGUCGUUUAGGUCUUUCUGAUGAAGCUGAAAAAAGAGCACGUGAAAAAUUCCCAGAAAUUAUAGGGUUAUUAGUUGCUGAAGUUAUAUUACCUGAAGGUCCUGCUGAUCAAAAAAUUAAAGAAGGUGAUACAUUAAUUUCAAUUAAUGGUAUUGAAAUUUCAAAUUUUAUUAAAGUUGAUGAUAUAUUAGAUUCACAUGUUGGUGAAGAAGUUGAAAUUAUUUUACAAAGAGGAGGAGAAGAUAUAAUUGUUAAAUGUGAUGUUGGUAAUUUACAUGAUAUAACACUAAGUAGGUAUCUGGAAGUUGGUGGUGCCUCUUUCAAUGAUAUGAGUUAUCAAAUGGCAAGAAUUUAUGCAAUCCCAGUGAAAGGUGUUUUCAUUAAUAAUGCUACAGGUUCUUUCUUUUUAGAUAAACAAGAAACUACAGGUUGGGUUAUUGAUACAAUUAAUGAUGUUGAUAUUCCAAACUUAGAUAAAUUUAUUGAAGUUAUGAAAUCAAUUCCAGAUAGAUCAAGAGUUUCAAUGCAAUUCCGUCAUAUUUCUGAUUUACAUUCACCACAUAAUUCAACUAUUUAUGUUGAUCGUCAUUGGUGUACAAGUUUUAGAUUAGCAACAAGAAAUGAUGAAACAGGAUUAUGGGAUUUUACUGAAUUAGGUGAUGCAUUACCACCUGUUCCACAAAGUCCAAGAGCUGUUAAAUUUAUUGAUAUACCAAUUGAUCAACCAGGUUGUGCUCAAUUAAGUAGAAGUUUGGUACUUGUUACAUCAACUAUUCAUAUUCCUGUUGAUGCAUUCCCAGCUAUUAGAAAAAGACAACAUGGUCUUGUGAUUGAUGCUUCCAAAGGUUUAGUCAUUGUUUCUAGAAAUGUUGUUCCACAUGAUUGUUUAGAUGUACAUGUUGUUGUUGCAGAAUCAGUUAUUAUACCAGCUAGAGUUAAAUUUUUACAUCCAACUCAAAAUUUUGCAAUUAUUCAAUAUGAUCCAUCAUUAAUUAAAACUGAAGUUUUAACUCCAAAAUUUAGUGAUGUUCCAUUGAAAAGAGGUGAUAAGGCAACUUUUGUUGGUUAUAAUUAUAAUUCAAGAGUUGUUACAUCAGAAACUAAAGUUACUGAUAUUGCAUCAAUUAAUGUUCCACGUCAUGUUUUAUCACCACGUUAUAGAGGUUCUAAUUUAGAAUCUGUUGCAUUUGAUACUAAUUUAGUUUCGCAAUGUGGAUCAGGUGUUUUAGCAGAUUCUGAUGGUACAAUUAGAGCUUUAUGGAUGUCAUUUUUAGGUGAAGGUGGUAAAGAUUCUGAUACAAUUUAUAAAAUGGGUAUUGAUAUAACUGAAUUAACUCCAUUUAUUAAAGAUUUCACUGAAGGUAUUGAUCCAAUUGUUAAGAUUGUUGAUGCAGAAUUUUUUGGAUUAUCAUUAGUUCAAGCAAGAAUUAGAGGAGUUUCAGAUGAAUGGAUUGAAAAAAUUGAAAAUUCAGGUAAAGAUAGAUUACAAUUUUUAGCUGUAUCAAGAGUUUCAGUUCCAGCUGUUAAUCAACCAAAAUCUAAUUUAGAACCUGGUGAUAUUGUUUUAUCAAUUGAUAAUAAACCAGUUUAUAGUAUAACUGAUAUUACAGCUAAAAGUACCAAAAAUGAAUUAAAUUUCAAAAUUGUUAGAAGAAGACAAGAAAUUGAAGUUUUAGUUCCAACAGUUGAAAUUAAACCAACAGAUCAUUUAGUUUUUUGGUGUGGUGCGGUUUUACAAGAACCUCAUCAUGCAGUUCGUCAAUCCAUGUUAAAUUUACCAAGUCAAGUUUAUGUUACAAAUAGAAUGCAAGGUUCACCAGCACGUCAUUAUGGUAUUAGUUCAACAAAUUUUAUAACACAUGUUAAUGGUAUUCCAACCCCAACAUUAGAUAAAUUUGUUGAAGUUGUUAGACAAAUUGGAGAUAACACAUAUUGUAAAUUAAGAUUAGUUUCAUUUGAUAAUGUACCAUUUGCAAUUUCAAUCAAGACUAAUUAUCAUUAUUUCCCAACAGGAGAAUUGAAAAGAGACACUAAAUUGAACAAUUGGUUCGAUAUUGAAUAUGAUGUAAAGAAUAAAGAAAGUAAAGUUUCACAUAUUUGA
Messenger RNA from Hansenula ciferrii, 2976 nucleotides. It is a transcript of the gene NMA111, whose product is annotated as Nma111p. The coding region runs from base 1 to 2976 and encodes 991 amino acids. The transcript has a single exon. The record is from RefSeq and is a predicted model, not a curated record. Gene Ontology annotation, molecular function: serine-type endopeptidase activity; protein binding. NCBI's taxonomy places the organism in Eukaryota, Fungi, Ascomycota, Saccharomycetes, Phaffomycetales, Wickerhamomycetaceae. Gene Ontology annotation, biological process: proteolysis.